Molecule: messenger RNA, 939 nt
Organism: Perca flavescens (yellow perch)
Lineage: Eukaryota; Metazoa; Chordata; Actinopteri; Perciformes; Percidae
Gene: rangrf
Product: RAN guanine nucleotide release factor
Exons: 2
Coding region: 118-699 (193 amino acids)
Biological process (GO): regulation of sodium ion transmembrane transporter activity; protein import into nucleus; regulation of membrane depolarization
Cellular component (GO): nucleus
Molecular function (GO): guanyl-nucleotide exchange factor activity; transmembrane transporter binding; sodium channel regulator activity
Source: RefSeq, a predicted model, not a curated record
UGGCAGCAGUGCGCAUGACAUGCGUCAAGCGGGCCUAAAAUGUAACGAGAAGAAGAAGAGAAACUUUUUACCGGAAGAUAGUUCUGGCUAGCUGCGGCUCACGGUCUUCCCAGAGAGAUGCAGGGUGCCGGAGGCGGCGCCGGUCAGUCUCAUCCUCUGUUCGGAGGAGCUCUGUCGGCCGUCCUCCCUCACAGCGCCAAAGACACCAGCGAGCUGAGGGAGAUCCCGGACAACCAGGAGGUGUUUGCCCACGAACACACCGACCAGAGCCUGAUCGUGGAGCUGGUGGAGUACCAGGAUCAGGUGGCGGACCGAGACGCUGCCAGGUAUCACUUUGAAGACAUCGCAGGCAGCAACAAAGCUUUGGAGCCAGGUGCUUUCGAAGUGACCGGUGUCGCCCCUCUGUCCAAAUCCGAGCUUUCCCUGUCGGACUGCAGCUCUGCCUGGAUGCUGACUGGAACACAGCGUGUAUCCAAAUUCAACGAGGAAGCGAGGAAUACAGUGACCCUUCACCUGGGUCUGUUCCGUCUGCCACAGUUCUCCACAGAUGUCCUGAUAUCCUUCAACGACCCGCAGAGGAUCAGCCCCGAGAGCAGCAGUGCUGCCUCAGCGGAGACACACAGAGAGCCAUGGACGGUGCAGGACUUCCAGCGCGUGUUGCAGACUCUGACCCUGCACGACCCAGGCCUGUUUGGGUAGAACAACUGCGACUGUGUUUUGCUGGGGCCCCCACAAGAAUCAGCAGCAUGCGUCCCAACUUAAACGUUUUGGAAGCAGUUCCUUCGAGCGGGGGCCCUGUCGCAUGCCAUGACACACAUAAUCUGUUCUGCCUUUUAAUGUUGACUUUGUUCAACCUUGUUGUCUCUGACUUUUAAAAUAAAAACCAAACAUUUCAUGAUAUGAUGAUAGUUGUGUCGUAAUAAAUGUGUGUGGAUGGAA